This is a messenger RNA of Octopus sinensis (East Asian common octopus), 3015 nucleotides long. RefSeq lists its product as uncharacterized. Bases 38 to 1024 code for a protein of 328 amino acids. NCBI's taxonomy places the organism in Eukaryota, Metazoa, Mollusca, Cephalopoda, Octopoda, Octopodidae. The record is from RefSeq and is a predicted model, not a curated record. The transcript is spliced from 4 exons.
CAACACCGCCAAAGUCACGUGACAACUAGUUUCAAAAAUGGCGUUUCUUUCACGAUGUUUUUACCGUCGGAAGAGGAUCAUUGUCAUACUGAGCUUCGUGUCCAUGUUCUGGGUCAUCUACCUCUACUUAUCUAUUCCUUCACCGACAACAGGUAAAACCCAGGAGCAUGUGAACCAUAUAAAAGAAAUUAUAACACUACGAAAGAUUAUAUCCACAACAGUACACACGAAAUCAUUAUCACAGGUGCCAAUCAAAUUCACAAAACCUAGUAAACCACCCUUGAAAAAUAUCACCAAAAAUGAAACCAUCGUAAAAAAAAGCCAAUUAGACAAAGUAUUACAAAUUGGAGAGACAUUAAAAAACAAAACACUGGAAAAACUGUCAGCGAUCGGUGUGAUAAAGACUCGUCCAGUGAUAAAGUUUAUAAGCGAGUCUUUCAAAUUAGAUCUGAACAUCACGAUGAUAGAUCUCGCAGACUUCAUGAAAGACACUCAUAACUUGAACCAAGUCAAAUUAACGAAAGGAGAUAUAAAAAAAAAUAUACCUUUGCAAAACAACUCCACUAAAACAGUGUCAAAUGGUACUGCGGCCAGUUUGCUAACGAACAGUUUCUGUCGGUGCUUUCACGUGCAGUGUGUCUGUUGUGCUUGGAUUAACAUGACUAGACUGCACCUUAGUGAGAAAGCAUGUGCAAAUUUUACACUUUUACCAAAAUUUCAAGAAUUUGCAUUCCGCUUUGUCUUCAACAACAAGCUUGUCUAUAAUCAAACUAUCACAGCUGAAAAUCCUCCACUCAUCUGUCUCGGCUCAAAGACUAAAGCUGCCGAGAUCUGUGUGAAGUUCUCCAAUGUGACAUUCCAAGUGAAUGUGCACGAAGAACACAAGACCCAACUGAACGGCUGCGCUAGUUUCAAUCUGAACCUGUUUAACCGGACAAUCGGCGUCUACCCAGUCGGCUGCUUCCAGAUCCCUGACAACAACAAACAUCUCGAACGUAACCAGCUUGGCAACUGGAUGCCAUGAUGAGAAGAAGAGGAGGUAGGAGUAACAAGGAGACAGUCACCCAACCAGUGAACACCCCUCACUGCAAGCUUAAGAUGGACUCUUCUAAGCAGGAAUGCAUGUGUGAGUGGGUGAAACCAUGAGCAUGUGUGUAUGUAUGUAUGCAUGGGCAUAAGUACAUGCAUACAUGUGUAUGUGAAUAUGUAUAUACAUUUUAAGAUAACUAUUAUGUUUUAAUUUGUUUUGUUUUUUUAAGAAUACCUGUUCUUUGUCUCUCAUAUAUCUGUGUGUGUGUCUAUAUAUAUAUAUAUAUAUAUAUACAUAUAUAUAUAUAUACAUAUAUGUAUAUAUAUGUGUGUAUAUAUAUAAAAACCUAACCUUGUUACAUUAUGACAAAUUGAGUGUGUGUAAGAAUUACAUUAAGGGUAACAAAUGUAUGUGGAAUACUUAGUCACACUAAAAUUGAACAUGUGAUUCAUUAUGCAUACACAUGUGUGUUUGUAUACAUGUUUGUGAAAACACACACACACAUGCGCGCGCGCACGCACACACACACACACAAAGUGGAAAUGAAUGCACUAGCUGUGUCAAAAUUGUUUUUUGGCUGUGGCUCUUAAUAGUUUUGGCAUUAAACUCUCUCUGCUGUGUGAUCCAGUAGGGUUCUAUGCAGCCCAUAUAGGGUUAUGAUGUAAUAAAAAGUGCAUGUUUAUUAUGAGGGAAAAACAUGAAGCAUGGAUUUGGUAUUCCUGCAUUUCGUCAGUUACAUAUGCAACAGAAAUAUGUGUAACACAUGAAAUGAAGAAAUAUCAAAUUUAUGCUUUGUGCUUUUCUCUCUCUCUCUCUCUCUCUCUCUAUAUAUAUAUAUAUAUAUAUACACACACACACACACACACACACACAUACAUAUAUACAUACAUACAUAUAAAACUACACACUCAUACAUAUGUAUGUAUAUGUGUGUGCGUCUGUAUAUAUAUAUAUAUAUAUCAAACUUAAUGCAUAGACACUGUUGUCAAGCCCGUUAUUGCAGUAUUUGUCCAGAGAUAUUCUCUCUUAUGGACAUGGUGUGUUAAAAACACAAUAAAUAUCAGAGGGAAAUGGAAACUUGCCAUAGCUGCAGACUGAGAACACUAAAUAUAUGUUGGCCUUUUGGGACCUCAUGAAUGAUAAUACAUGUCAGUCACAUGCCAAAACAAAAAUUCAUCAUCUCCAAUAUAAGAAACUGAAUGAAACAUUUACUGAUGUUGAAAAUAGCUGUCCAGCUGAAUAAAAAUUCAGUAUAUGCAAUUGAGGCAGUAUUUUAAUUAAAAUAACCAACUGUGUGUUAUACUUAAUGUACAGACAUUGUUAAUUGGCCAGUUACUGUGGUGUGUAUAUGUAUGUGUGUGUAUAUAUAUAUAUAUAUAUAUAUAUAUAUAUACAUAUUUAAUAUUUAAUAUCAUCUGAGUAAUAACCUCAUAAUGAGUAUUUUAAAACUCCUUUAUGGUUAUCAUGUAUGAUGUGCUAGUGCACAGUUGCUGCUGGGACAUAUUUAUUUAUAUAAUAUUUCAUGUAACAGUAUGAUAUGGAAAACUCAGCAGCUAACAGCUGUUAGCAUUACACAGAAACAAUUGUUGUGAUUUGUGACUAAAGAGCCUGUUCAUUCCGAUGACUGUGUGUGUGUGCGUACAUACAGACAGAGAAACUGUGUGUGUAAGAACAAAAGAAUAUGACCUCGAUAUUGUUAGAAAUAGAGGAUUAAAUUUAUUAAAUGACACAGACAUGGAAUACUUACAUUCAGAACUCAGAGUUUCUUAACAGCAAUUUAUCCAAUACACGCUGUCAUUCUGUUGCAUGUCUGUGUCAGUAAAUAUAUAUAUGUAUAUGUACACACACAUACAUACAAAUAUAUUAGGAUGCUUAUACACUUGUGAGACAUUUAUUGAAAAAAAAACCCACUCUUCUCUCACCUAUUUGUCCCAUCACCAUUCACCCACCCAUUCCUGCCUUCAUCCUCUCUAUUGAAAUAAAAC